UUACGCUCACCUGACGAUGACCUGACCUCAGUUCGCCUGAUGCUCGCACCCCCGCCAACUUCGUGAUCGAUAUAGUUUGUAGCUCAGGGAAACGAACACCUGUUGACAGUGAAGCAGCCAAAAUGAUUUGAGCAAGAUGCAAAUGCAGAAUCUCAGAUUUGUUCCUGGCUGGUAGCAGGCAGUUUCUCCACUGAGUUCUCCAACAUGAUCAAACCUAACAGGGCACGCAUUCUACUCCUAGUGAUAGUUCUGCUAUGGUUUGCCACGGUUCUACACCUUGCCAGCUGGACGGAUACCCCUCCAAAGACAGCCCAGGCCAUUCAGGAGGAAAUUGUUCAACUGAGUGCACAGUACGUGAAGGCUCUGGCCGCUGAACAGAGAGAUAUAGUGGAUGGACCUUAUUCCGGGAGACUUACAAGUUAUGACCUGAAAAAGACCUUAGCAGUAUUAUUGGAGCACAUCAUGGGAAGAUUGGAUAAGAUGGAGAAUAAGUUUGAUUCCUUGUUGAAUGGCACCUCGUAUAAUCUGGACAGUAGUGUCAAAUUGUCAACACUGGAGAAGGUGGAGGAGAACCCAAUGGGAGCUAAAGGUUCAGUAAAUGCCCUUACAGAGCAUAAGAGAUCAAAGAAAGUAACAGUGCAGCAACUGUUGCAAGGUGAAGCUGAGAAGUGCUCCCUCCCUGACGACCACAAGUAUACUUAUCCUCACUGUUUGGGAAAAGUUGAUUGGAUGAAGGGCCACUGGAAGUCAGACAAGUGUUACAGCAAUUUAGGUGUAGAUGGCUCUGUAUGUUCUUUUAUCAUUUAUUUAAGUGAGGUGGAGAAUUGGUGUCCAAAAUUUCCAUGGCGACUCAAUGUAUCCGAGUCACAGCAUCUACAAAAUCGCAACGAGGCCAUAAUACCAGAGAAUGCAGCUGGGCUAAUGAAUCUGUUGACAGACUCAAACAGCCGCAAGCCAUAUGCCUGGAUACGCCAUCGCAUCCAGCAGAUCUGGCCAAAAUGGAAGCAAAGUGCAAUAGAUUUGAACAGCAAAAGCAGUUUGAAGGGAAGAAAACAGAAAAAUAUACUCAUUCAUAUAGGGGCUCUGACAAAACAGUCUGGGUUCAAAUUUGCUGAGACUGCAGAUAAAGGUGGACCCCUGGGUGAAUUAUUGCAGUGGAGUGAUAUCAUAACCAGUUUAUAUUUAUUAGGUCACAAACUGACUAUAACAAGUGAAGUAGAGGAGCUAAGAAAAAUUUUAUCAAAGUUCCCAGAUGCAAAGAUACAGUGUCAGGUGCGUUCCUCGCUUCCAGUAGAUGUGAUAUUCACAGAUAUAGUGGGCCUCAAGCAGUUCAAACAGUAUGUUGGGCAUGGCUACGGCAAAUUCAGCUGUCUCCUAAGAGUUAUUGAUUCAUUUGGUACUGAACCAAGCUUCAACCAUGAUCAGUAUGCCAAGGCACACAAAAUGAUGACCACCUGGGGCAGACAAAACCUCAUUCCUCAACAGUUCUUUAACAUGUUUCCCCAUACUCCAGAUAACUCUUUCAUUGGUUUUGUUGUGGAGACGCCAGAUAAUAUCUCUUCUUUGAACAGGGUAGUUAGAAAAGAGGACCAGGCCCUGGUGUAUGGGAAGCAUUUGUCCAUGUGGAAGGGCAAGAAGCAAUACCUUGACAUUAUUCAUGAAUUCUUUGAAAUUCAUUCCACGUUUUAUGCCGGGGGUGUGAAGAGUGAAGAUAAACAGGAGGUGCCAUCCUAUGUUAUAAAUCAUGGGAUCCUCAGCCCUGGCGAGAUACAGAAGCUUUUGAGAGAGUCCAAAAUAUUUGUUGGCCUGGGAUUCCCUUAUGAAGGGCCAGCUCCACUUGAAGCCAUAGCAGCCGGCUGUGUGUUCCUCAAUCCCAAGUUCAGCCCACCACACACAAGCCAAAACACCAAGUUCUUCAAGGGGAAACCAACAUUGAGGGAGGUUACUAGCCAGCAUCCCUAUGCAGAGGUAUACAUCCAUGAGCCUUAUGUUUAUACAGUGGACAUUAAUAACCUUGAAGAACUGCGGACAGCUUUGAGGAAAAUCAAACAGCAAUCUCAGGUUGAACCAUACUUACCUUAUGAAUAUUCAGAAGAAGGCAUGCUGCAGCGUGUCAAUAUAUUUCUUGAAAAGCAGGACUUCUGCAGGGUUCCGGUGGAAAGUUUUGUCCCAGAUCAAGCAGUCCAGACAAUUAUAGCAGACACCGGCAAGUCGUGUAAAGAUGUGUGCCAUAAUAGAGGGUUGAUAUGUGAACCUUCCCACUUUACCAAGGUCAACAAUAAAGACAAACUAAAACAGAUGAAUGUAGAGUGCACAAAGUCGCAGCAUUCAGGAGAUAUUUUCUACCCCUCGUUGCACGAGGAUUCUGGGACAUGUACAUUCCAGACAGACCCGAUGCUUUUCAGUUGCGUAGGCUCUCAGGAAGGACAGCGACGAAUAUGUCCAUGUAGAAACUAUAUCAAAGGUCAAAUUGCAGUUUGUGAGCAGUGUUUAUAAUGGAGUGAUUUA
This is a messenger RNA of Lingula anatina, 2508 nucleotides long. RefSeq names its product alpha-1,6-mannosylglycoprotein 6-beta-N-acetylglucosaminyltransferase A. The record is from RefSeq and is a predicted model, not a curated record. Gene Ontology annotation, biological process: protein N-linked glycosylation. NCBI's taxonomy places the organism in Eukaryota, Metazoa, Brachiopoda, Lingulata, Lingulida, Lingulidae. Gene Ontology annotation, cellular component: Golgi apparatus. Gene Ontology annotation, molecular function: alpha-1,6-mannosylglycoprotein 6-beta-N-acetylglucosaminyltransferase activity.